Molecule: messenger RNA, 1082 nt
Organism: Siniperca chuatsi (mandarin fish)
Lineage: Eukaryota; Metazoa; Chordata; Actinopteri; Centrarchiformes; Sinipercidae
Gene: sike1
Product: suppressor of IKBKE 1
Exons: 5
Coding region: 289-936 (215 amino acids)
Source: RefSeq, a predicted model, not a curated record
AAGUGACGUUGUCAUUUCGUCUUACACGCAAACGGCAGACUUGACAACAAACAAAACAGAGUGGUCUUUUUUUUUUUUUGUAUGUGCUGUGCUUAUUCUGUGUACCGACAAAUAUUUCCGAAGGCCUGCAAUCGUUUGCACACGUUACUAUAAAGGCAUCGUAGCUGCCUCGGCUAACUAAGGCUAGAUAGCCGACGUUAGCUAACACUGCGAGGUUUUUUCACCUCGCUGGUGGUGCGAAGUUAGGUUAGCUUGUUUACGUUACAUACAGGAGUUGUCAUUUUCCAAAUGGCCUGCACUUUAGAAAAAGUGUUGGGCGAUGCCCGGACCCUUCUAGAGAGGUUGAAAGAGCACGACACGGCCGCCGAGGGACUGAUAGAGCAAUCCGGGGCCCUCAGCCAGAGAGUGCAUAGCAUGAGAGAGGUGGGAAAUGCCCUUCCAGACAAGCACAUAGAAGACACUUCAGAGAUUCAGGAGCUAACCAAAUACAAGCCUCAUGUCCUUCUGACUCAGGAAAACACUCAAAUCAAGGAACUACAGCGGGAGAAUAAAGAACUGUGGUUGUCUCUUGAAGAACACCAGUACGCGCUAGAGUUGAUCAUGGGUCGAUACCGCAAGCAGAUGCUCCAGCUGAUGAUGGCGAAGAAGGAGCUUGACACCAAACCUGUGCUCAGCCUUCACGAGGACCACGCAAAAGAAGUGCAGAGCCAGGUGGAGCGGAUAUGCGAGAUGGGCCAGGUGAUGAGAAGAGCAGUGCAGGUGGAUGAUCAGCACUACUGCUCUGUACGAGAGAGGCUCGCUCAACUAGAGAUUGAGAACAAGGAGCUGCGAGACCUCCUGGCCAUCAGCAAGGGCUCUUUGAAGACAGCGAGAGAGGAAACCAACCAGCCAGCAGCAGCACAAGAACACUCCCCUCAAUCAGGGUCCAACGAGUGAUCAGAAUAGCUUCAGUGUGAACUGUGGUUGGGUCAACAAGUCCUUCAGGACCAGGAGACAGGGUUGAUGAUCUCUUUAUCCAUCUCUUUAUCACUUUUUUAUUUUAUUUUUUUACAUAAGAUGGAAUGCAGUUAAACCACAUUAUA